Cercospora beticola is the source of this 2497-nucleotide messenger RNA. RefSeq names its product fungal specific transcription factor domain-containing protein. Lineage: Eukaryota; Fungi; Ascomycota; Dothideomycetes; Mycosphaerellales; Mycosphaerellaceae. Gene Ontology annotation, biological process: DNA-templated transcription. The record is from RefSeq and is a predicted model, not a curated record. Gene Ontology annotation, molecular function: zinc ion binding; DNA binding.
CAUCGAGAUUUGUGGAAGUCCCGGCAAGAACGAUGGCCGUUGACAAACCAGGGUGGCGGGCCUGCAGAGGUGGAGAGUAGUGGAGGAGAGAGGACGUUUUGUUUCCCUCGAUCCUGCACAGUACCCCGAGUACUUUCUCGCAGGCUACACGGCUGCUCUUGACUUGCCACGCCUGCUCUUUCUUUCCUUCUUCCAGCCAGGAUUAAUGUAUGCGACAGACUAAGCUGCUAAAGGGCCAUGCCGGUCGGAGUCCACCCCGUGGCCCAAAUAUGACAACAUGUCUUCCAAGAGUACCCAUGAACGACCACGAAAACUGCAGAGAAUCUCUCGUACGUUACUUCCCUCCAUGCUUGGGUCCGACUUACCUUCAUCGGCCAUGUUGACUUCACUUGGCCGGCAUACCAUAUGCCUUCAACUUCACCUAUUACCAGGCUAACACACGUAUACACGAGAAGAAGCAUGUGACUUGUGCCAUCGCAGAUCUAUACGAUGCAGGCCCUCUAACGAAGAGCCUCGAAAAUGCCAGAAUUGUUACGACUUUGCCGUAGAUUGCACCUAUAAUAGACCAUCACGGCGACGCCGUAACCCAUCAGCGGCACAUGCUGUGCCUGGGAACAUCAUCCCGGCGCAGCAACAACGAGCUACUCAGUCGGGGUCACCGGCCAUAAAACUUGAGAAUGGCUACCAACAUAGCGUCCUCCCGCUACAGUCUGCCGAGUUCACAGGCGCGUACGAAGUGGUGCGAGAAGGGCGUCGAGAUGACCUGUUGAGCGUAGCAUGGCAUUGUUUUGCGGCAUCCAACCAGCAAACCAUUGACCGCUACCUGGAAAUAUACAUGGAGGUCGUAUAUCCCUUAUUUCCAUUCUUUCAUGGACCGACACUCUGGGAUCGAGUUCGUAAACGGCAGCACCUUAAGGAUCGUGGCUUUUUCGCAUCUGUCAUGGCAGCAUGCGCGCUGGCGGCCGCGCGAACGCGAGACGGAGCGCUGGGCGACAAGUACCAGAUCGAAGAAAGCGUUGGCAACUCCUCAGAAGUAUUCUUCUCAGCAGCGCAGGAUAACAUCUGCAAAGACUUGACACAUGCUACUGGUUUGGGCUACCUGCGCGCAUGUGCCUUGCUUGCUCUGACGGCCAUCCAGUAUGGCCAGGUCCAGACCAUGCACCUGUACAUGGGCCACUAUAUGACACUCGCAACGAUCCAGCGAUUUCACGAUGAGGCACACUGGCCAGAAGAGAUAUCUAUUCAGGAAAAGGAGGAGCGGAGACGGAUGUUUUGGGCCAUGUACAGCUUUGACGUCUACACAUCCGUCGUCUUCAACACGACUCCGAGGUCCCAAGAGACUCACUCAUACGUUGCUUACCCUUGCGAAACUACGGACGAUGAAUUGGCAUUAGGAGUCACGGUCAAACAGAACCCAGAAAACUGGUUACGCGGGUUCAACUUCACCACGGAUCUGUACCGUGUUCUCGAGCAUGCCAUGAAGAGAGUGCGCAUCAGCAAGUCACGUCGGGAUGACCGCAUUUCUGUUGUCAGGUUGAUGAUGGCCAACACCAUGCCGGACACACAGAUCAUGGAAAACGUCAUCAAUCUCUACUACAGCUUGCCAGAUCGCUUCAAAAACUAUACGGCUCCUGCGACAGGAGACCGCAGUCAAGACAUAUACGGCUUUCAGGCCGCUAACAUACAAGCCACGCUACAGUUGGUGCGAAUAACUCUACUGGAGUCGCGGACGAGCAACAUGCAAAAUGUGGAGGAGAAGUGCCGAGUGGCUGAUACAGUACUCCAAACGUUCAGCGACAUUCCUCAACACUACCUCAGAGCGAUCUCGACACCUUUAGUCUACCAUCUCGGAGGCAUUGGUCACAUUUUAUCCUCUGUCAUGCAAGGUGUUUUGAACGAGGAUUCCUACCAGAGGGUUCGAACGCUUAUGGUGCAGCUGGCCGAUCUGCUGGAAGACCUUGAAACUGGGCUUCAGCCAGCUGCUGGAUCAAGUCGAGGCCUCCGGAAACGAAUCGACAAGAUUGAUCAAUACAUACAGACACAACGACAGAUGCUUUCGGAGUUGCCGCGGCAGCACAUCAGUCCGUAUCCGCAUACUAUGGACGGCGCCCGUAGUGUAUACGUGCCGAGCAAUGCCCCGAAUGGCACACACUCGGUACUUCCGCACGGCAAUCAUCAUCAGAUAACGAACAACAUGGGAAUGCGCACGCCACAUGAUGACUUCCAAUUGCCAGCUGAGAUGACGACGGGAGGUUGGCCAUGGCCGUUCGAUUUGACGCAGGAGGGCGCCCAGCAUGUGCCUUCGAAUGGUGUUCCAUCGAAUGGGCACUCGACAUGAUGUUUUCCCAAGCUGCUUUUUUUGAUACACCUUUUGUUUGCAUAGCGGUACAUGAGCAUUGGAUUCUGCAUACGAGAGACGUUAAUUGGGAGGCGGUGUGUAACAGGCAUGUAUAUGAGCAACGGCAAACAGUAAAGAAUCGGAAAUAUUGAUCGCGAC